Messenger RNA from Naegleria lovaniensis, 720 nucleotides. RefSeq lists its product as uncharacterized. Bases 1 to 720 code for a protein of 239 amino acids. The transcript has a single exon. Lineage: Eukaryota; Heterolobosea; Eutetramitea; Acrasida; Naegleriidae. Gene Ontology annotation, cellular component: nucleus. Gene Ontology annotation, biological process: mRNA transport. The record is from RefSeq and is a predicted model, not a curated record. Gene Ontology annotation, molecular function: protein binding.
AUGCAACAACAACCACAAGGAUUCGUCUCCGAUCAGCAACAACAAAUGAUUCACAAUCUCUUCACAAAAUGUUCUGAAUAUAUUUCUCAACACGAUUGUUUUUCUCUUCUUUCACAAUCGAAUUGGAAUUAUGAAUGGUGUGAAAGAAUCAUGUACACAAUUCCACACGUAAUAUUUUCACAAACUUUGAUUCCGAAAGAAUUAGGUCUUCGCCUCAUACUUUCCGAAUCUAAUUGCAACGAAGAAACAUGUCAACUCUAUGUCAAUAUGGUACUAGAUUUUGCUCACAAAACGAAUCUAAAUUGGUAUUUGUGUAUGGAUUGCUUGAGCCAAGCAAAGUGGAAUGCAGAAUUAGCUUUUGAAAUGUUUCAACGAUGCAAACAUGAAAUACCCGAGAAUGGAUUUGUAUACUCAUCAUCAUCAUCAACAAUUGCUGUAAAUAAUAAUGAAGAUUUUCAAGACAGUGGAGAUGAAAGUGAGAACAUUACUUCUCAUGUUGUAAACAGUAAUAACAUUAUGACGUCAUCAUCAACGACAGCAUCACCAUGCAUUGGAGGAGUUCUUUUAAAUUCAAGUCAACCAUUGUCGACAUCGGCUUGUGACAACUCAACCAUGUUGGACAAUGACAACAUACAUGAAAAUACUCCAGAAAGCUCUCCCAAUGAAAGCGCGAAUAUCUUGAAUACUGGACGAAUAUCAAUUAUAAGUAAUUAUUUCUAA